This is a messenger RNA of Porites lobata, 1337 nucleotides long. The record is from the annotation of a GenBank genome assembly. NCBI's taxonomy places the organism in Eukaryota, Metazoa, Cnidaria, Anthozoa, Scleractinia, Poritidae.
AUGUCCUUUUUCCCAAGAAUUCGUAUGCUUUUGCCAGCGGUGCAUCGCAUUCGGUAAGUUAUCGCCCAGCUGUCUGACAUAGUAGCAAAUUAUUUUCCCGGGAAAACCACGAAUAAACUAAACAUAUGGCGAAUGCUGUUGGCAAAUGCACUACCAGUUUUAUCUGCACAUGAUCUAUGCCCCGGCUUAACUUGUUUAUAGGCAGCCUUUCAUCGAUACUCAAAAUCAGUCUGUCAAAUUUUGGACUUAUGUAUUUAAUAUUUUGGAAAGAUACUGGAAAAUAGCUGAAAGUAUUUUAAAUUUAUUUAUUUCCAUUACAUGUCAAUGCCUAGGAAUGCUUCAUACCUUUGGCCAAAUUAUGAUCGUUACUUUCCAUCCCUAUGGCAAUCAUGGUAUACACCUUGGUAUACAAAGCCACGAGUUGGAACAAGCUACACUUACAUAGAGUUUGUUGAGACAGGGAGGGGAAGGACAAAAAAGAAGAGCUUCACGAAUGAAAAAGAACCAGCCACAAAAGCAGAGCAAAAGACUCAGGAGGAACUCAAGGAAGAUCAUGACACCUUCAAAGUAAGCUAAUGAUAACAAGUAAUAAUAAUUACCGAUUAGGGGAAUUCAUUCAGCAGGGAGGGGUGAUAAGGCAAGGGUAGAGACCUGGGCAACUAAUACACCAUAUUCCAAAAUGGCGACAAUUUUAUUAUUCUUUUAUAGUUAUGUUAAUUAGCCCUCAAUGCCUUGAUCAUAUCUUGAGAAUUCAAAAGAAUUUCUAGCUGGAAUUGAGGCAUCGAGGGCUAAUUAACGUAAAUAAUAACAUAAAAGAAUAAUAAAGUAUUCACCAUUUUGGAAUAAGGUGUAUGAGAGCAAUGGUGACAGCUUAAGAGGUGCUGUCUGCUUAAUCAACAGAUUUGCCUUAAAAUACAGGAUUGGUAAUAAUGACGACAAUGGGAUAAUGAUGAUUGUGAUAAUGAAAUGGAUUCGACUCUAACGACGAUUUCAUAAUAAUCUUAUUAUUUUUUUGUCAUCAAACAAAUAGGUGUCCUUUGAUGUGUCAAAGUUCAAGCCAGAGGAAAUUACCAUCCGCUCAGAAAAUGGUGAGUUAGUGGUGGAAGGCAAGCAAGAGGCGAAGAGUGAUGAUGGUUACUCCACACGCCAUUUUGUCCGUUCAUACUCACUGCCCAGGAAUAUUGACAGAGACUCCUUUAAGUCUCGUUUGUCAAAAGAAGGUAUUCUCAGUAUUGAGGCCAAAAAGCUGGAGAAGCCUGAGGAAAAGGAUUUCAUCAAGAUUGAGACUGAAAAUUGAAGCUUACUGAGACUACUACAGCUGUGAUCCAAACCUUUUC